UUAUAGAGAGAAAUUAUUUUAAUUUAUAUAACUGUUUCACUUUGCUGCAACACAGUCAGUGAGAAAGAGUUGCUGAAACAUGGAGAAAGCAAUUGAAAGACAGAGAGUGUUGCUUGAACAUCUUCAACCCAACUCUUCAAAUCCAAUCUUUUCGUCUCAAACACAUCAAUCUCCAGGUCUCACUGCUUCAUUUUGUUUUGCUGGGAGUUGUUCACAUGGAGAAUCAGGUGUAUCAGAAGAUGACGUGGUGAUUGUAGCUGCAUAUCGUACUGCCAUUUGCAAAGCAAAGCGUGGGGGCUUUAAGGAUACCCUUCCAGAUGACCUCCUUGCCACAGUUCUGAAGGCUGUAAUAGAGAAAACAAAUGUGGACCCAGGAGAAGUUGGAGACAUAGUUGUGGGUACAGUACUGGCUCCUGGAUCAGAAAGAGCAAUUGAGUGCAGAAUGGCUGCUUUCUAUGCAGGUUUCCCAGAGACUGUGCCACUUCGAACUGUCAAUAGGCAAUGUUCAUCUGGACUUCAGGCAGUUGCUGAUGUAGCUGCUUAUAUAAAAGCAGGGUUCUAUGACAUUGGUAUUGGGGCUGGAUUGGAGUGUAUGACACUUGAUCAUAUUUCAAGGGUUCGCAAAAUUAACCCAAAGGUAGAAACCUUUGCACAAGCCCGGGAUUGUCUUCUUCCAAUGGGAAUCACUUCUGAGAAUGUAGCACAGCAUUACGGUGUGACAAGGCUAGAGCAAGACCAGGCUGCUGUUGAGUCUCACAAGCGUGCUGCAGCUGCAAUAGCAGCUGGUAAAUUCAAAGAAGAAAUCAUUCCGGUUUCUACCAAGAUUGUAGACCCUAAAACUGGAGUGGAGAAGAAAAUUGUUGUUUCUGUCGAUGACGGUAUCCGACCAAACACAAAUUUACCGGAUUUGGCUAAGCUGAAGCCUGCAUUCAAGAAAGAUGGGUCCACAACAGCAGGGAAUGCUAGCCAAGUUAGUGAUGGUGCAGCAGCUGUGCUCCUCAUGAAGAGAAGAGUGGCUGUGCAAAGGGGGCUUCCCAUUCUUGGAAUCUUUAGGAGUUUUGCCGCUGUUGGAGUAGAUCCUUCAGUCAUGGGUGUUGGCCCGGCUUUUGCAAUCCCAGCUGCAGUGAAAUCUGCUGGUCUUGAGCUUGGCAACAUUGACUUAUUUGAAAUCAAUGAGGCAUUUGCAUCUCAGUAUGUUUAUUCCUGCAAGAAAUUGGCACUUGAUCCCAGAAAGGUCAAUGUCAAUGGUGGUGCCAUUGCUCUUGGACAUCCUCUGGGUGCUACAGGUGCACGCUGUGUUGCAACUUUGUUGAAUGAGAUGAAACGACGUGGCAAGGAUUGUCGCUUUGGUGUAAUCUCAAUGUGCAUAGGGUCAGGUAUGGGAGCUGCUGCUGUACUUGAAAGGGGAGACUGAUGAAGGUUUGUACAAGUUUAGAAUGGGUAGAAAAAAUAAUAAUGCUUGAUAUUAGACAUAUCAUUAGAAGUCUUGAAUUAAGUUCUGAUUGAAAUGUUCCAAAAAAAUCGCAAGCAUUUAUUAUAACCAUGACUAUUGCUGCAGCUAUGAAAUAUUUUGAGUGCAAAGAUAGAAUUGUUUGUACCAGGCAAUUCUUUAUUUCCAUCUGAUGCUUAAUAAAAGACUCGAAGAAGAGAGAA
This is a messenger RNA of Cajanus cajan (pigeon pea), 1653 nucleotides long. Its product is annotated as 3-ketoacyl CoA thiolase 1, peroxisomal. The record is from RefSeq and is a predicted model, not a curated record. Gene Ontology annotation, cellular component: peroxisome. Gene Ontology annotation, molecular function: acetyl-CoA C-acyltransferase activity. NCBI's taxonomy places the organism in Eukaryota, Viridiplantae, Streptophyta, Magnoliopsida, Fabales, Fabaceae. Gene Ontology annotation, biological process: fatty acid beta-oxidation; phenylacetate catabolic process.